AUGGACAUACUCCAAGCGACAAAGGCAGUCUUCUUCCUCGGUACACCACAUCGUGGCAGCCACGUCUUGGAAAAGCUCUUUGCCCAGACUGGUCUCAAAUUGGGUAAGAUGAUGUUGCAUAAGCAAAUGCCCGCGCAGAUCAAGACUGCUCUGCAACCUCGAACCAGCGAGUCAUUCAUCUGCAACUCAGACUUUGUCAAGAUCAAGGGGUCUAUCGCCAUAGUGAAUUUUUACGAGCAGGUAAACCUGCCAGGCUUAGGUGAGCUCGUGGUCGAUAAGGACUCAGCCGUCUUCGACAGUGAGAAGGCUGAAAAUAUACCGAUUGCCAGAGACCAUCGGCGCCUGGUGAGAUUCACUGGACCUGAAGAUGAUGCGUACCGAACGCUGCUUGAAACAUUGAAGAGAAAGAUUCGAGUAUUUCUACUUGAGACUGACCCGGCGAAAAGUACUGAUACCCUCACCCAGAUGUCUAGAGAUUGUAUUGCAAGCCUCGCAGUACCACUUGCGUGGCGCCGUGGCAAGAGGCCGAUCGAACCUCAUCGAGCCACCCUGCGGUGGUUCUGGGAACGCGAGGGCAAGUUUCUUAAAUGGCUUACCCGCGGCGCAGGCCUCUUCUCCAUUGAAGGUAAGCCAGGAAGCGGGAAAACUGUCCUCAUGGGGGAUAUGGUAAGCAAAGCAAGGCAAUUCAGCGAGAUGGACGUUCUCGUCCAUCACUUUUUCAACAAACGCGGCCAGAUCAUUGAGCAUUCGUUUCAAGGAUUUUUGCAGUCCGUGUUGGAGCAGAUUCUACGCCAGCAGCCGAGCUUAUUUGAGCACAUGCUGCAAGACUGGUAUACGAUGCAAGACCCUCAGCAAAUGACACCAAACCACUGGCCGGAAUGGUUGUUGAAACGAGCUCUCACUCGGGUGAUUGCACUAGGAUCCACAACUCUGCGAUUCCUUAUGAUCUUUGAUGCUCUUGACGAAUGUCAAUCUGAGAUUGACAUUGUGGAGAUCCUGAGCUUCCUGAAGGUGCUGUUAGAUGGCACUCUAGGGAAGAACGUACGCAUCGUAUUUUCUUGCAGAUAUUUACCCGACACAUCGAACCUGAAUCCGGCCGAGUGCUUGCGAAUGGAACAUCACAAUCAAUCGGAUAUAGCAAACCUUGUCCACGACGUUUGGUCUUCCUCCAUACCAAUGGACGCGCCAGCAGAUGAGUUCCAGGAGCUGAAGAAAGCCAUCAUCAAGAAAGCUAACGGUAUUUUUCUGUGGGUGCGCCUGGCGUUGGACCGUGUAACUAAAGCCGUCCGCGACGGUGGAACAUCUGAUGAAAUUCGCGAGACCAUUGAUGAGCUUCCCGGCGAGCUCAGCGGUAUAUUCGAAAUGCUUCUCGGCCAUCCUGCACAGAAGCACCGAGAAGAGACCCACGCUAUGUUGAGCAUGGCGCUGACGGCCAAGAAGCCGCUGACCAUAGAGGAGUUUAGGCUGGUCCUGAAUCUUUGCUCUGACGAUGCUAUAAGCUCUCUCGCCGAUAUGAACCGGUCAACGAAGCUGGUGUCAAAUUAUCAAGUCAUGCAGAGAAGGAUACGAAGCCGCUGUGGGGGGCUUCUAGAAGUUGUGCCUGCCGACAGACUCGAUACCGCUGAGGAGGUUGGAGAAACGGCGCGGAACGAAAGCCGCCAAGUCGUGCAGUUUGUGCAUCAGUCUGUGAAGGACUUUCUUUCUCUUCGGAGCCAGGAUAAGACGACCGGCUUGCCGAGUCCAGAACAGUUUGAAAAGGACGGACACGCGAGGCUCACAAGAGCAUGCCUCCAGUAUCUUCGCAUGAGUGAGACGUACCGGUUGUUGAGGUCGUCUCCAAACACCACGCAUUACGACUUAUCCUUGCUGGCCGUCCGCAAGAAUUUGGUCAGCCUCGUGGAGCACCUGUGCAAGACGGGGGAGCUUGUUCAUGAAACCCGUUUCGAGGCUGAUAUAGUGAGCCACAUGUCGCUUGCUGUCACACGAGGAUCGCACGAGGCGAUCAAAAUACUGUUAGCCUACGGGGCCGACCCAAAUGCUCCAGGUGAACUUGCCCUGCCCAUCGCCUGCAAGACUGGCAAUCUUGAUAUUCUCCGAAUGCUAUUGGACGCUGGAGCAAGGUUCGAAAACGAAUCAUUACUCUCGGGCUCGAAGCUUCGGAACCGCAUACUACGCCCAUCUCACAACGCAAUCGCCAUGGCCGCAUACUCUGGCGAUGCGGAGGUUGUUCGGCUCGUCUUGAAACUUGACCCUGACGCGCUUGCCAACCCUUGGAACCAGCAUCUGGCCGUGAUGCAGCUCUUGGCCGGCGCAGUAAAUUUUCAAGCGGAGGAGGCGAACUUGAUGACAAUCACGGCCAAGCUGCAGUCCAGAACGUCAACCCUCAUGUCGUUACUCACCACUGGAAGUAUUGACUUUGGUUCCGUAUUUGGGGCCGAGCAGGGUUCCGCGGUCAUGACUAUGCUGUGCGCAGUCAUGGGCUUUUCCAAAGAGGCAUUGGACAUGCUGUUUGAGAUGAAUAUCGCGUUGACGCCGAGAGCACUGACCUUUUUGCUCGCCAUGGUAGCCUCGGGAGGGCCAUUGAGUGCGAUGCAGCAGCUGGUCUGUCUCGGCGGCGCUAGCAUGGUCGUUGAGUGCUCAUCCCAUGACGCCGACAACCUCUUACACCUGGCAGCUGUGAAUGAGGAUCCCACGAUGGCCGGGUACAUGCUCGAACUAGGUAUUGACUUGAACGCACAGAACACUGAUGGCGAGAGCCCACUACAUGUUGCGGCGUCGUUCGGAACCAGGGCACAAGUAGAGCUACUUCUCGAUCGUGGGGCCGACACGUCGCUGCUGACGCUUCGAGGACGAACGGUCUUUCACUUGGCAUUGCUCAACCCCAAGUUGAGACCCUGCAAGGCGCUACUGGCUCGACUGUUCGCCACGGACGCGAGCCAGCACAUUGCAGACCGAGACGGAGUUCUACCCAUUCACUUGGCCGCAGCGCAGGGAUGGCUGGCGACAGUUGAAUGGCUAAUCGAGAUCGGAGCCGACAUUUUUAGCCGCGACAAUCAGGGCCGCACGCCGCUUCACACAGCAGCAGCCUCCAUGGGCAUUGACUCGACGGCAGUGGUCCGGUUCCUCGUCGACAAAGGCUUGGAAGUGGAAGACGCAGACGAAGGAGGCAUGACGCCGCUGCACCACGUGUUGUACAGCUACGAUGUAUUGCAUAAAGACGCGUUUGAUCCCGAGGUAUCAUUGGCGAAUGCUCGAUACCUGCUGCAACGCGGCGCGAACGUUAACGCGAAGGACCUUGAGGGGACAACGCCGCUUCACCUGGCCGCAUGGCGUGGCAAUUCUGCGGUGGUGAAGCUGCUGCUGAAGUCGGGCGCCGACGUUGAAGCGCGGAAUCGAGCAGAUGUGAAGCCAAUAGAUCAUGCUAAAGAAGACGAGAUUUGGGAGCUUCUCGAAUUGGCAGCGAGGAUCUGA
Verticillium nonalfalfae is the source of this 3471-nucleotide messenger RNA. RefSeq lists its product as uncharacterized. The record is from RefSeq and is a predicted model, not a curated record. Lineage: Eukaryota; Fungi; Ascomycota; Sordariomycetes; Glomerellales; Plectosphaerellaceae. Gene Ontology annotation, molecular function: aspartic-type endopeptidase activity; protein binding. Bases 1 to 3471 code for a protein of 1156 amino acids. Gene Ontology annotation, biological process: proteolysis. The transcript has 5 exons.